This is a messenger RNA of Penaeus chinensis, 675 nucleotides long. RefSeq names its product prismalin-14-like. The record is from RefSeq and is a predicted model, not a curated record. The transcript has 2 exons. Lineage: Eukaryota; Metazoa; Arthropoda; Malacostraca; Decapoda; Penaeidae. Bases 131 to 379 code for a protein of 82 amino acids.
AGGACCUUCCGGAAACAGUGAAUGCGUGAGUGCUACUGUCUUGCACCCUAUAAAAGCCUGGACCCAACGAGGGUUAGGAACAUAGUCUUGGCUUCCUUCGCUGAGUACAUAGUAAGAUCUUACUCUCAACAUGAAGCAGUUCUCGAUGGUUGCGGUCCUGGUGGUGGCCCUGGCAUGCCUGGUGAGCUGGAGCAACGCCAUGCCUGAGCCCGACCCUGUAGCUGACCCUGACCCCGUGGCUGACCCCGGCUACCGUCGCUUCGGUGGAUUGGGAUAUGGUGGAUACGGUUUGGGCGGACUUGGAUACGGAUACGGAGGUCGUGGCUACGGAUACGGGGGCUUUGGAUACGGAGGAUAUCGUGGCGGAUUCUACGGAUGAAGAUAAACACGACUGUCCUUGUACCGAUCUGUAGAAAAUUUUGGGAUAUAUAUAUAUAUAUAUAUUUUUUUUUUUUUUCUGUUUCAUCUAAAGUAAAGUUUAUGAAUGAAGAUUUUAAAGGUAUGAUUAUCCUUACGUAGGAGUAUGAUCGUUUAAUUAUUAUUAAAUAUGCUUAUCUAUACGUCAAUAUGUCUAAUUAUUUUUUUAUACACCCAUGUGUGUAGAAAUACACAUUUGUGUACAUAAUGCAAACAAACAAUAUAUAUUUAUAUAAAUUAAAACGAAUAACAACGGAA